Messenger RNA from Colletotrichum higginsianum IMI 349063, 984 nucleotides. Its product is annotated as Dienelactone hydrolase. The record is from RefSeq and is a predicted model, not a curated record. Gene Ontology annotation, molecular function: hydrolase activity. Bases 1 to 984 code for a protein of 327 amino acids. NCBI's taxonomy places the organism in Eukaryota, Fungi, Ascomycota, Sordariomycetes, Glomerellales, Glomerellaceae. The transcript has 6 exons.
AUGCAAAUCGCUCAACUCCAAGUCUCCAACACACCUUCACUUUCAAGCCCACGUCGUUCAUUCGAUCUCGAGCCUCUGCAACAGACCCUCCCGUCUCGAGUCUCGUCCCCCCCAAAAACACAGCUGUCAAAAAUGCUCAUCAAGGAGUCUCACGUCGACGUGCCGACCAAGGCCGACGGGAAGGAGGGUUCCAUGAGAAUCUUCCUCUUCCACCCGUCCAUCCCCGGCUACCCCAACGCGAAAUUCCCCGGAGUCUGCGUCUUCUCCGAGAUCUACCAAGUCACCGGCCCCGUCGCCCGCUUCGCCCGCCAGAUCGCGGGCCAGGGCUACAUCGUCGCCGCUCCCUCGUCCUACCACGACUUCGCCGGCCCCGAGCCCCUGGCCUACGACGUGCCUGGCACCGACAAGGGCAACGCCUGGAAGGUCGAGAAGACCCUCGAGUCCUACGAUGAAGACUCCCGCCGCACCGUGGACUACCUCCUCACCCUCCCGACUUGCACUGGCAAGAUCGGAAGCACGGGCAUGUGUCUAGGCGGCCACCUCGCCGUCCGCGCCUCUCUCGACAAGAGAAUCGCCUCGUGCGUGGCCUACUUCGCCACGGACAUCCACAGCCGCACCCUCGGCCCCCACACGGCCAAGAACACCUCCCCGACGCCGCCCGAGGGCAGCACCCACACCCUCGACCUCUUCCCGACCCUGGCCCACGCCGAGGUCGCCAUGAUCUUCGGCGUCAAGGACACCCACGUCCCGCCCGAGGGCCGCGACCUCAUCCGCGCCAAGCUGCGCGAGGCCGGCGUCACGACGAGCUUCUACGAGUUCGCCUGGGCCCAGCACGCCUUCAUCCGCGACGAGCUCAGCAAGGGCCGCUACGACCCGGCCAUCACAAAGGUCUGCUUCGAGAUCCUGCUGGAGCUGUUCGGGAGGACGCUCAAGUUGGAUCUGGGCCCCCAGGAGGGCGUCGGCGAGGUGGAACACGUGUGUUGA